AUGUGGUCGGAGGUAUCUACCUUUACGAAUAAAGCUUACCUUGACUAUAGAAUCAAAAAUCCCUUAGAGGGUCUCUCCCACGACGAGCUCAUGGCUAAUGUGGAGAGCUACGCCUCUGAGCAUGACCUAACUGACAUCCUUCCUCUCUUGAAGAAGGGAGCUCUCGCGGGUCAGAAGCCAGCAGAGGCUGGAUCUAUCCCCGAGCUUGACGAGCAAGAUCGCCACGUCCUUCGUGAGGAGAUCACUCGUCGCUGGCAUCAUCCUUGGGCGUUGUAUUACACAAUCAUUCUCAACUCGAUUGCGGCUGCUAUCCAGGGCUGGGAUCAGACUGGUUCAAAUGGUGCAAACUUGACCUUCGAUGCUCAGUUCGGUAUCCCAAAUAAUUUCCCCGACUGCAAGGAUCAGGCUACCUGCGAUCGCAACCAGUGGAUUGUGGGAUUUGUGAACGCCACGCCCUAUAUCACUAUCUGUCUUCUCGCUGGCUGGCUGUCGGACCCAAUCAACCACCUCAUUGGCCGUAAGGGAACUAUCUUCAUUGCUGCCAUCUUCAGUCUGCUUGCGCCUAUUGGAUCCGCCUUCACCCAACACUGGGGCCAGCUCGUUGCAUGCCGUGUCCUUCUCGGAAUUGGAAUGGGACUUAAAGAAGUUACAGUUCCAGUUUAUUCUGCCGAAAAUGCUCCUACAAACAUCCGAGGUGGGCUGGUCAUGAGUUGGCAAGUUUGGACAGCAUUCGGCAUCUUCCUAGGCACAUGUGCCAAUCUUAUUGUAGCUAAUGUCGGUCCAAUUGCCUGGCGUCUACAGCUUGGGUCAGCUUUCAUCCCUGCUGUGCCAUUGCUUCUCGGAGUUUACUUCUGCCCUGAGUCUCCUCGAUGGCUAAUCAUCAAGGGAAAGCAUCGCAAGGCAUAUGAGUCUCUCCUUCGCCUGCGCAACAGUCCAUUACAGGCUGCUCGAGAUCUGUACAUGAUUCAUGCUACCAUUGUUGAGGAGAAAAACAUGAUAGAUGCCUCUGGAUUUGCAAAGACGGAUAACUUCUUUGUCCGGUUCUUUGAGCUUUUUACCGUGCCUCGUCUUCGCCGUGCAACUCAGGCAUCUGGCAUUGUGAUGAUUGCUCAACAGAUGUGUGGAAUCAACAUCAUUGCUUUCUACUCAUCAACAAUCUUCUCAUUGGCGGGAGCAGACAAUAUUCAUGCACUUCUGGCAUCUUUCGGGUUCGGGCUCAUCAAUUUCGUCUUUGCUUGGCCAGCUGUAUGGACCAUUGAUACCUACGGCCGACGGGCCCUCCUGCUGUUCACAUUCCCGAACAUGUGUUGGACACUGCUCUGCGCAGGCUUCUGCUUCUGGGUUCCUGGAAAGACAGGCCAUCUAGGCGCAAUUGCCUUCUUCAUCUACCUCUUCGAUGCCUUCUAUUCUCCCGGUGAAGGGCCCGUCCCUUUCACCUAUUCAGCCGAGGUCUUCCCACUUUCGCACCGUGAAGUCGGCAUGGCAUGGGCCGUUGCAACAAACAACUUCUGGGCAGCAAUUCUGUCUCUGACAUUCCCAUACAUGUUGCGAGCGUUCACCCCUCAGGGUGCCUUUGGAUUCUAUGCCGGACUGAAUCUCAUUGCCUUCGUCUUGAUCUUCUUGUUCCUGCCGGAAACAAAGCAGCGAUCCCUGGAAGAGCUCGACUACGUGUUUGGUGUGCCUACUCGUACUCAUGCCAAGUUCCAGCUCACUCAGGUCCUUCCAUGGUGGAUCCGACGAUACAUUUUCCGCCGAAAAGGUGUGGCAUGUCCCGAGCUGUACAAAGUCAGUGAGACGACCGAGUCGCAGAGCGACGAAGUUCAGGAUCUUGGUGAGGUUCUUAGUGUCUCGGCAGCCAAAGACAAGGACAAGGAGGCUGCUUGA
Penicillium daleae is the source of this 1884-nucleotide messenger RNA. Its product is annotated as sugar porter family MFS transporter. Gene Ontology annotation, molecular function: myo-inositol:proton symporter activity. Bases 1 to 1884 code for a protein of 627 amino acids. The record is from RefSeq and is a predicted model, not a curated record. Gene Ontology annotation, biological process: transmembrane transport. Gene Ontology annotation, cellular component: membrane. NCBI's taxonomy places the organism in Eukaryota, Fungi, Ascomycota, Eurotiomycetes, Eurotiales, Aspergillaceae. The transcript has 5 exons.